Messenger RNA from Impatiens glandulifera, 739 nucleotides. Its product is annotated as cytochrome P450 CYP749A22-like. The record is from RefSeq and is a predicted model, not a curated record. Gene Ontology annotation, molecular function: monooxygenase activity; heme binding; oxidoreductase activity, acting on paired donors, with incorporation or reduction of molecular oxygen. Bases 1 to 738 code for a protein of 245 amino acids. The transcript has 3 exons. Lineage: Eukaryota; Viridiplantae; Streptophyta; Magnoliopsida; Ericales; Balsaminaceae.
AUGAGGAACACAAUGAUCUUCCUUACUUAUUUUCUUUAUGUUUGCCUUCUUCUUGCUCUAGCCAAGUUCUUGAAAAGAGUAUGUUGGACUCCAUUUCUCCUCCAAUACAAACUAAAGAAACAAGGAAUAAAAGGGCCUUCUUACAAGUUCCUUCAUGGGAACAUAAAGGAGAUCUCUGCCAUGAGAAAGCAAUCCAUGGCCAAAACCAUCCCUGGAUUAUUCCACAACAUUUUUCCAAAAAUCCUACCUCAUGUACACACUUGGACAAAUUUAUACGGGAAGAACUAUCUUAACUGGCAAGGUUCUCAAGCUGAGCUAGUUGUUACUCAAGUGGAACUUGUUGAGGAAAUAUUGAGCAACAAGGAAGGUUUUUACCCAAAACUAUGCCUAAAAGGGUAUGCAAAGAAGUUGUUGGGAGAUGGGCUUUCAUCCUCUGAAGGUGAAAAGUGGACAAAGAUGCGAAAACUGUCUAAUCAUGUCUUUCAUGCUGAUAGUUUAAAAAGCAUGAUUCCGGCAAUGAUCAAGAGCAGCGAGGUUAUGCUCGAAAAAUGGAAGAACUACGAAGGGGAAGAAAUCGAGGUUUUUCAGGAGUUUAGGGUGCUAACAUCUGAGGUCAUUUCCAAAACAGCUUUUGGGAGCAGCUAUUUAGAAGGAAAAAACAUGUUUGACAUGUUAAUGCAUCUAACCUUAUUAGUUUCUAGAAAUAUACACAAAAUAAGGUUUCCUUUGAUAAGGUAAA